AUUAUUAUUGCAGACAUUUGAAAAAAGUACCUGGCAUCUCUGCGUCGAUCUCCCAUAGGACGGCAGCAGGAAGUUAGUUACAAAUUUUCGGUGAACUAAUAACGAAACAUUAAAGAACUGACGCAAAAAUGUCUGGUCGCGAUGGAGGUAAAAAGAAGCCACUGAAACAACCCAAAAAGGAUACCAAGGAAGUUGACGACGAAGACAUGGCUUUCAAACAAAAACAAAAGGAACAGCAAAAAGCGCUAGAAGCCGCGAAAGAAAAGGCUGCUAAAGGUGGACCACUGGGUGGAGGAGGUAUUAAAAAGUCGGGAAAGAAAUAACAGGAAAUUCAACAGUCGGACCUCGUGACAUCUGGUGUUCUAACCUAUCUCAGCAAAACUGCGUAUCUCCAAAAACGCGACUUUUCUAAUUCCAUUAUCAAUCACAACUUAUACUGAAAAUAUGUACUGUCCAUAUACAGCGCUCAUAGGUAACCAAAUAAAACAAACUACGAUGUAA
Topomyia yanbarensis is the source of this 501-nucleotide messenger RNA. RefSeq names its product translation machinery-associated protein 7 homolog. Bases 129 to 323 code for a protein of 64 amino acids. The record is from RefSeq and is a predicted model, not a curated record. The transcript has 2 exons. NCBI's taxonomy places the organism in Eukaryota, Metazoa, Arthropoda, Insecta, Diptera, Culicidae.